Microthlaspi erraticum is the source of this 348-nucleotide messenger RNA. The record is from the annotation of a GenBank genome assembly. Lineage: Eukaryota; Viridiplantae; Streptophyta; Magnoliopsida; Brassicales; Brassicaceae.
AUGCCAAGGUUUCCUGAUCAAUAUCGAUUCCCGCCCAACCUUGCACGCAUACGUCUACAUUUGCAGGAUGGAGGAGGAUCCAAUGCCGAUUCUGGAAAAGUUGCUUCAUUUAAAGAUCGGUUGUUUAUCAUCAUGGUUUCGUCGGGAGGAGAAUGGUGUGCUCAAAAGGUGGAUUUCCCAGUUAUUUAUCUAGAAUAUCCAAGCAAAGAGUUGGAAGAGUGGAUCGUAGAAGAAGGGUCAAUGCCAUGUCUUCGUUCUUUGGUAAUAGAUGAUUGCAAAAAGUUGAAGGAGCUGCCGGAUGGGCUGAAGUAUAUAACUUCCUUAAAGGAACUGGAAAUUAAAACAUGA